AUGAAAAUAGGAUAUAAUGAAAUAAUGAUAACAUCAAUGUACUUUAAUGAUAUUAAAGAUUUUAUUAAUUUAGAACUUGGAGUUAAAAGAUUUCAAGGAAAUAUUGAACGAUUUCAUUUUAAUCCAAUUCCAUUAAAUGAAUAUUCAAGAAAAUUGUUUCCUAAUAUUGAAACAUUUCAUAUUUAUGAUGAAGAUGAUGAAAUAUUUAAUGAUGGAAGAAUAUUUAAAAAAGUAAUAUGGUAUAGAGUAGAUUAUUCAACACAUUUAAAAGAAAAAGAACAAGGAAAUGAAUGUAAAAACAUAAUAUAUACAUUUGAAGAUAGAGAAGAAUAUGGGAAUGUAAUACCACCAGAAGUUAAAUCACUUGGAUAUUGGUGUUUUUGUAAAUGCAUAUCAUUGACAACAAUUACUAUACCAACAUCAGUUAGUGAAAUAGGAUUUGGUUGUUUUUAUGAAUGUAAAUCAUUAAAAUCAGUUACUGUACCAUCACCAAUUAAUUUUAUGGGGCGUGAAUGUUUUGAUAGGUGUAUAUCGUUAACAUCGAUGAAUAUAGAUAAUUUACAAUUUAUUAGUAAAGAAAGAAUAUUUAUGAAUGAACCAGUGUUAAUUAGUAUUAAAAUACCAUCUAAUCUAAAAAUAAUCAAUGGAAAGAAUAUUGAAAAGAAAGAUAUUAAUGAAUUUAUUAUUCCAUCUUCAAUUACUAAAUUAGAAGAUGAAUGUUUUUCUGGAUGUACAUCACUAACAUCAAUUAAUAUACCAACAACAAUUAGUGAAUUAGGAGAUGGUUGUUUUUGUAGAUGUUCAUCAUUAAAAUCUAUAAAUAUACUAUCAUCAAUUACAUCAUUCGGUUAUGGAUGUUUUUAUGAAUGUGGAUGUGAAGAAGAAUUAAAGAAGAAUAAAACAAUACCAGAAGAUUGUUUUAAAUUGUAUAUUGAAUAA
Messenger RNA from Entamoeba dispar SAW760, 939 nucleotides. RefSeq lists its product as uncharacterized. NCBI's taxonomy places the organism in Eukaryota, Evosea, Mastigamoebida, Endamoebidae. The coding region runs from base 1 to 939 and encodes 312 amino acids. The transcript has a single exon. The record is from RefSeq and is a predicted model, not a curated record.